Odocoileus virginianus texanus is the source of this 4584-nucleotide messenger RNA. Lineage: Eukaryota; Metazoa; Chordata; Mammalia; Artiodactyla; Cervidae. The record is from RefSeq and is a predicted model, not a curated record.
AUGGCGGGGGCCUGGCUCAGGUGGGGGCUCCUGCUGUGGGCAGGGCUGCUGGCCUCAUCGGCGCACGGCCGGGUGCGCAGGAUCACGUACGUGGUGCGCCCGGGCCCCGGCCUGGCGGCGGGCGCCUUGCCCCUGGGCGGGCCCCCGCGCCCGCGGACCUUCAACGUCGCGCUCAACGCCAGGUACAGCCGCAGCUCGGCCGGCGCCGGGGCCCACUCGGAGCGGACUCGGCGCACCAGCCCGCCCGGCGGCGCGGCCCUGCAGGGGCUCCGGCCGCCUCCGCCACCGCCGGAGCCGGCGCGUCCCGGGGGCCCCGGAGGGCCGCUCCACCCCAAGCCCGGCGGUCACCCGGCGGCCGCCCCGUUCGCCAAACACGGCAGGCAAGCGAUGCGCUCCAAGGUGCCGCAGGAGACCCAGAGCGGCGGGGGCUCGAGGCUGCAGGUUCACCAGAAGCAGCAGCUGCAGGGGGUCAAUGUCUGUGGUGGGCAGUGCUGUCAUGGCUGGAGUAAGGCCCCCGGCUCCCAGAGGUGCACCAAACCAAGCUGUGUUCCACCGUGUCAGAAUGGAGGGAUGUGUCUCCGACCUCAGCUGUGUGUGUGUAAACCAGGGACCAAGGGCCAAGCCUGUGAGACAACGGCUGCCCAGGACACCUCGUCCCCAGGCCUCGGAGGGCAGAGUCCUGCGGCCGCUUCCUCCUGGGUCCCUCCUGAGCAAGCCUCGAAGCACACUUCAUCUAAGAAGGCAGACCUUCUCCCAAGAGUCAGUCCUCUGGCCCAGAUGACCUUGACCCUCAAGCCGAAGCCUUCAGUGGGACUCUCCCAGCAGAUCCAUUCUCAGAUGACACCCCUUUCUUCACAGAAUGUGAUGAUACAUCAUGGCCAGACCCAGGAAUACGUGCUCAAGCCCACGUACUUCACAGCCCAGAAGGUGAUUUCUGGAGAGCAGUCCACUGAAGGUUCGUUCCCUUUACGAUUCGGGCAGGAUCAUAUGGCAGCACCUUUUCAGUUGAGUAACCACACUGGCCGCAUCAAGGUGGUCUUUACUCCGAGCAUCUGUAAAGUGACCUGCACCAAGGGCAGCUGUCAGAACAGCUGUGAGAAGGGGAACACCACCACUCUCAUUAGUGAGAAUGGUCACGCUGCCGACACCCUGACAGCCACGAACUUCCGAGUGGUAAUUUGCCAUCUUCCAUGUAUGAAUGGAGGCCAGUGCAGUUCAAGGGACAAAUGCCAGUGCCCUCCAAAUUUCACAGGGAAGCUCUGUCAGAUCCCGGUCCACGGGGCCAGCCUGCCUAAAGUGUAUCAGCAUUCCCAGCAGUCAGGCAAGGCGCUGGGAACGCAUGUCGUCCACUCAACACAUACUUUGCCUCUGACCAUGACCAGCCAGCAAGGAGUCAAAGUGAAAUUUCCUCCUAACAUAGUCAAUAUCCAUGUGAAGCACCCUCCUGAGGCCUCGGUCCAGAUACAUCAGGUUUCAAGAGUUGACGGCCCAACAGGUCAGAAGGUUAAAGAAGCUCAACCAGGCCAGUCCCAAGUCCCUUACCAAGGCCUUCCUGUCCAGAAGACCCAGACGGUCCAUUCCUCAUACCAGCAAGUCAUUCCUCAUGUGUACCCGGUGGCUGCUAAGACCCAGCUGGGCCGGUGCUUCCAGGAAACCAUUGGGUCACAGUGUGGCAAAGCGCUCCCUGGCCUUUCAAAGCAGGAGGACUGCUGUGGAACUGUGGGCACCUCCUGGGGCUUUCACAAAUGCCAGAAAUGCCCCAAGAAGCCAUCUUAUCAUGGAUAUAAUCAAAUGAUGGAAUGUCUACAAGGUUAUAAACGGGUUAACAACACCUUUUGUCAAGAUAUUAAUGAAUGCCAACUACAGGGUGUGUGCCCUAAUGGUGAGUGUUUGAAUACCAUGGGCAGCUACAGAUGUACCUGCAAAAUGGGAUUUGGGCCAGAUCCUACCUUUUCAAGUUGUAUUCCGGACACCCCUGUGAUCUCGGAAGAGAAAGGGCCCUGUUACCGGCUUGUCAGUUCCGGAAGGCAGUGCAUGCACCCGCUGUCUGUCCACCUCACCAGGCAGCUGUGCUGUUGUAGCGUGGGCAAGGCCUGGGGCCCACACUGUGAGAAAUGUCCCCUUCCAGGCACAGCCAAGGAAGAACCAGUGGAGGCCCUGACCUUCUCCCGGGAACAGGGGCCAGGAGCGGUGGAGCCAGAAGUGGCAACUGUACCUCCUGAGAAGGAAAUACCUUCACUAGAUCAAGAGAAAACCAAACUUGAGCCUGGUCAACCCCAGCUCUCUCCAGGCAUUUCAACCAUUCAUCUGCAUCCACAGUUUCCAGUAGUGAUUGAAAAAACAUCACCUCCUAUGCCUGUGGAAGUAGCUCCUGAAGCUUCAACAUCAAGCGCCAGCCAAGUCAUUGCACCUACUCAAGUAACAGAAAUCAAUGAAUGUACUGUGAACCCUGACAUCUGUGGAGCAGGACACUGCAUUAACCUGCCAGUGAGGUAUACCUGUAUAUGCUACGACGGCUACAAGUUCAGUGAGCAACAGAGGAAAUGUGUUGAUAUUGAUGAAUGCGCUCAGGAUCAACACCUUUGCUCCCAGGGACGCUGUGAAAACACUGAGGGAAGUUUCUUGUGUAUUUGCCCAGCAGGAUUCAUGGCCAGUGAGGAGGGUACUAACUGCAUAGAUGUCGAUGAGUGUCUGAGGACAGACGUCUGUGGGGAAGGGCACUGUGUCAAUACCAUGGGGGCCUUCCGGUGUGAAUACUGCGAUAGCGGGUAUCACAUGAUGCCAGGAGGCCACUGCGAGGAUGUUGAUGAAUGUUUGACUCCAAGUACUUGUCCAGAUGAGCAGUGCGUGAAUUCUCCCGGAUCUUACCAGUGUGUUCCCUGCACGGAAGGGUUUCGAGGCUGGAAUGGGCAGUGUCUUGAUGUGGAUGAAUGCCUGGAACCAAAGAUCUGCACAAAUGGUACUUGCUCCAACCUUGAAGGAUCCUACAUGUGUUCAUGCCAUAAGGGCUACAGCCCAACUCCAGACCACAAGCACUGUAAAGAUAUUGAUGAGUGUCAGCAAGGGACGAUGUGCAUGAACGGGCAGUGCAGAAACACCGACGGCUCCUUCAGGUGUUCCUGUGGGCAGGGCUACCAGCUGUCAGCAGCGAAAGACCAGUGUGAAGAUAUUGAUGAAUGCCAGCACCAUCAUCUCUGCAGUAACGGGCAGUGCAGGAACACAGAGGGCUCCUUCCGCUGCAUUUGUGACCACGGUUACAGAGCAUCCGCCCUUGGAGACCACUGUGAAGAUAUCAAUGAAUGCUUGGAGGACAAGAGUGUUUGCCAGGGAGGCGACUGCAUUAAUACUAAAGGGUCCUAUGAGUGUACUUGUCCAGAUGGAUUCCAGCUAAAUGACAAUAAAGGAUGUCAAGAUAUUAAUGAAUGUGAACAACCCGGACUCUGUGGUCCUCAUGGAGAAUGUCUAAACACAGACAGUUCUUUUCACUGCAUCUGCGAACAGGGUUUCUCAAUUUCUGCAGAUGGACGAACGUGUGAAGAUAUUGAUGAAUGUGUAAACAACACUAUUUGUGACAGUCACGGGUUUUGUGACAAUACGGCUGGCUCCUUCCGCUGCCUCUGUUAUCAGGGCUUUCAAGCCCCACAGGAUGGGCAAGGGUGUGUGGAUGUGAACGAAUGUGAGCUGCUCAGUGGCGUGUGCGGUGAAGCCUUCUGUGAAAAUGUGGAAGGGUCCUUCCUGUGCGUGUGCGCUGACGAAAGCCAGGAAUACAGCCCCAUGACCGGGCAGUGCCGCUCCCGGCUCUCCACAGACUCAGAAGUAGAUCAACCCAGAGAGGAGAAGAAAGAAUGCUACUAUAAUCUAAACGACGCCAGUCUUUGUGACAACGUGCUGGCUCCCAAUGUCACCAAGCAGGAGUGCUGCUGCACGUCCGGCGCUGGGUGGGGAGAUAACUGUGAGAUUUUCCCCUGCCCGGUCCCGGGCACUGCUGAAUUCACUGAAAUGUGUCCUAGAGGGAAAGGUUUUGUCCCCUCGGAAGAAUCCUCUUACGGCGUUGAUGGUGAGAACUAUAAAGAUGCAGAUGAAUGCCUACUUUUUGGACAAGAGAUCUGCAAAAAUGGCUUCUGUAUGAAUACUCAGCCUGGUUAUGAAUGCUACUGUAAGCAAGGGACAUACUAUGAUCCUGUCAAAUUGCAGUGCUUUGAUAUAGACGAGUGUCAAGACCCCAGCAGUUGCAUUGAUGGCCAGUGCGUUAAUACAGAAGGCUCUUAUAACUGCUUCUGUACCCACCCAAUGAUCCUGGAUGCUUCGGAAAAAAGAUGUAUCCGACCAACUGAAUCACAUGAGCAAAUUGAAGAAACCGAUGUCUACCAGGAUCUGUGCUGGGAACACCUGAGUGAUGAGUAUGUGUGUAGCCGGCCUCUUGUCGGCAAGCAGACGACGUAUACGGAGUGCUGCUGUCUGUACGGGGAGGCCUGGGGUAUGCAGUGCGCCCUCUGCCCCAUGAAAGACUCAGGUGAGCCCCGGCCAAGUCCUUCUGCUCGAGGUGUUUGUGACCCAGUUCUCCUUACCUCCUUUGGAAGCUGA